CUGCCCGACCCGCGGGGCCCGGAGUACCGGCACGGGCCGCUGCUGCUGCGGGGUCCGGGGGUCGGUGAUGCUGGGCUGGCCCGGCUCUGCCCGGGACCGUGCGGGGCUCGGGGGGGUCUCACCCACCGGCGUGGCCCCGUCCCUGCUGUGACCACGCGCCCGUCCCGGGCCCCGGUUUGGAGGGCCGGGUCCCGGUUAGUCCCGGUUAGCCCCGGGACACCCUGGUGCGGCUGAAUCCCUGCACCCCGCGGGCCGGGCAGGGCCGGGCCGGGCCGGGCGGGGCCGCUCCCGGCCGCGGUGGCAGGGCCGGGCCGUGCCGGCGACGUGGCCCCGGGGCGGGGCGGGCGGCACCGACACGCGGACGGGGCUGGGUGAGUGGGUACCGGGAGGCACCGGCGGUACCGGGGUGGGCGUGUGCGGGGUGAGUGGGUACCGGGGGCUGCACUGGGUGGGCAGCGCCGGCCGGUCCCACGCGCUCUGCGUGCCCCGCGCACCUUUCCCGCCGUGCUGGAACCGGGGCAGCUCCCGGAGCCCCGGCGCCUCUCCCAGCGCCGGGUUCCCACGGGCCCUCCCACCGACCCCCGGGGGCCAGCCCCGAUCCCGGUGUUCCCGUCCCGCUGCAGCCCGCGGUCGCGGGAUGAGGAACGCGCCGGUGAUGCUGCUGCUGCUGCUGCUGCUGCUGCUGGGGCCGGCGGCCUGGGCCGCCCCCAGGGCGGGCACCGACAGGCCUGAGCCCCCCGUGGCCACAGUCGUGGAUCCGUAUCCUGACUCGCUGAGCCCGGAGUCGCCUGCACUGCUGCUGCUGUGGAGCGCAGUGCGGAGCCUGGGGCCGCCGGAGCAGGACGUGGAGGCCAUGACACGGGAGCAGGCCCUGCUCUACCUCUUCGUGCUCCAUGACCACGACCAGAGCAGGCAGCUGGAUGGGCUGGAGCUGUUGCAGUUACUUGGCACGGUGCUGGCACAGGCUGGGGGGCAGCCAGACCCUGACAUGGUGGCUGCACUGGUGGACCAAGCCCUGGCAAGGCAGGACCUGAAUGGGGAUGGGCUGCUGGCCCCCUCCGAGCUGCUGGACCCCCCUGAGGUGCUCUUGCCUGGUCAGGACAAGGGUCCCCCAGGACAGCCCCCGCUAGAGCAGCAGGCAGGGGUUGGGGCUGUGCCUGGUGGGGGCACAGAGAUGCCCAGGCAGGACCUGGGGUUGGACAGCCCAGGACAGGCAGCCACUGAGGCUGGAGACCCCCAGACUGGAGCUCCUGAGGAAGGAGACCCUGCAGAUGGAGUCUCCAGGAUGGAAUCCCUCGAGGUGGAAUCUCCCAAUGCUGAGGCCUUGGAGGCAGAAGUCGUCCCUGGGGCCAAAGCCCCCAGUACUGAUGCCACAGAGGAAGAUGAAGCCCCUGAGGCUGAAACCCCUGAGGAGCAGGCAGUCCCAGCCUGGAGGGACCAUGGGGAGGGGUAGGCAGUGGGGGCUGUGGGAUGCAAUGCCCCGGCUGCUCCCUGCCCUGCUCAGGGCACAGACUGGCACGGGAAUGGCUCCUGGCCAGGCUGCUGGGGCCGAGAAGGGCUGGGGUUGUGUGACCUCCUCUGUAAUGUAUCGGAUGGAGAAAUAGAGGCACUGCUGG
Taeniopygia guttata (zebra finch) is the source of this 1616-nucleotide messenger RNA. RefSeq names its product cell growth regulator with EF-hand domain 1 (gene CGREF1). The record is from RefSeq and is a predicted model, not a curated record. NCBI's taxonomy places the organism in Eukaryota, Metazoa, Chordata, Aves, Passeriformes, Estrildidae.